This is a messenger RNA of Aspergillus tanneri, 1161 nucleotides long. RefSeq lists its product as uncharacterized. Gene Ontology annotation, molecular function: protein-folding chaperone binding. Gene Ontology annotation, biological process: mRNA splicing, via spliceosome. NCBI's taxonomy places the organism in Eukaryota, Fungi, Ascomycota, Eurotiomycetes, Eurotiales, Aspergillaceae. The transcript has a single exon. Gene Ontology annotation, cellular component: U12-type spliceosomal complex. Bases 1 to 1161 code for a protein of 386 amino acids. The record is from RefSeq and is a predicted model, not a curated record.
AUGACCCCGCUGUUAUCGCACGUUUCUCAGUCCUCCCUGGGCGAGACGUGUGCUUUCUACCUGGAUUACCUUGCCGUCCACGCUCCCCAGUCCCUUCGUUCACUGCAGCGCAAAUUUGUCCCUUCCCUGUCCUCUCCCCCGCCACACCACGCCUUUGUCGUCGCUGAUAGGCCCACGCUCAUCUUCACCCUCCUCGCCUGUGCCAUCGCCGCCGCCGUCGUGAUCGUCAUGUCUUGGCGCAGCCAGUUCACCAACUUUUGGCGCCGCUCCCCUCAAUACUCUGGCGUCCCGAACCCGCCGCUCGUCAGUGACGGCGAUUACAGCUACAUCUCCCCCAAUGACAUUGUGGGGCCGCCAACGCGGUCAUACGGGAACCAAUAUCCCCAAGACACCGAGCCGGAUACCCUGCUCCUGAAACACCGUCGGAAUACCUAUGAGCUGCAUUUCCCCGCGUACGCGAUCAAUGACGGUGCGCUCAGCGUGGGCCAGUUGAGGCAACGAGCUGCGGAGGUGACACGCACGUUGGAUCCGAAGCGGAUCCGUCUGCUCUACAAGGGGAAUUUGUUGGAUGAUGACUCACUGCCCUGUCGGUCGGAGGGACUCAAGCAGCAAUCGGAGGUGCUCUGUGUUGUAUCGGAGGUUCAUCCGGGAGAGAGCACGCCUAGUGAUGCCUCUGAUGCAGAGGCGGACAAGCCCCCGGAGGAUGCGCGUGAGGGCACCGAGAAAAAGAGGACCCGUAAUCGCAACCGGAACAAGAACAAAAAUAAGAGGAAAAAUAAAGAUAAGCGGGUCAAUGACACCAACGGCAGUCUCGCUCCGCCAUCAGCGGAUCAACUGCGGCCCUCGUCUUCCGGGCUGCCAGCGUCCUCUCCCAACUUGAAAGCCUUCCGCACCUCAAUCGAGCAGGUUCAAGCAUUGAUGUCGUAUUUUCAUACUGAGCUGGUACCCCUAUGUGAAGCCUACAUCGCUGAUCCGCCGACGGAGCUGAAAUCGCGCGACUUUGAACAUAAGAAGCUGAGCGAGACCAUCUUGGCCCAGGUGAUUCUGAAGGCGGAUGGCAUUGAACCCGACGGCCAUGAAGAGACUCGAAACUUGCGCCGGGCUCUAAUCAAGGAAACACAGUCGAUCCUUGCGAGACUGGAUCAAGCGGCGAAAGAAUAA